This is a messenger RNA of Erinaceus europaeus (western European hedgehog), 966 nucleotides long. RefSeq names its product keratin-associated protein 4-3-like. The record is from RefSeq and is a predicted model, not a curated record. The transcript has a single exon. Lineage: Eukaryota; Metazoa; Chordata; Mammalia; Eulipotyphla; Erinaceidae. Gene Ontology annotation, cellular component: keratin filament. The coding region runs from base 51 to 671 and encodes 206 amino acids.
UUCCAGACCACCUUCUAGAAAUCUCCCCAGAACCUCCAUCAACCUCCACCAUGGUCAACUCCUGUUGUGGAUCUGUGUGCUCUGAGCAGAGCUGUGGAGAGAGCUGCUGCUGCCGCCCCAGCUGCUGUGUGUCCAGCUGCUGCAGGCCCCAGUGCUGCCAGUCUGUGUGCUGCCAGCCCACCUGCUGUCGCCCCUCCUGCUGCAUCUCCAGUUGCUGCAGGCCUAACUGCUGUGUGUCCAGCUGCUGCCGCCCCACCUGCUGCCCCUCUAGCUGCUGCCGCCCCUCCUGCUGCCGCCCCUCCUGCUGCAUCUCCAGUUGCUGCAGGCCCAGCUGCUGUGUGUCCAGCUGCUGCCGCCCCACCUGCUGCCCAUCUAGCUGCUGCCGCCCCUCCAGCUGUGGCUCCAGCUGCUGCAGGCCCUCCUGCUGUGGCUCUAGCUGCUGCCAUCCCACCUGCUGCCCCUCUAGCUGCUGCAGGCCCACUUGCUGCAUCUCUAGCUGCUGCCGCCCCUCUUGCUGUGGCUCCAGCUGCUGCCGUCCUUCCUGCUGUGGCUCUAGUUGCUUCAGACCUACCUGCUGCAUCUCUAGCUGCUGCCGCCCUGUCUGCUGCCAGACCACCUGCUGCAGGACCACCUGCUGCCGCCCAGCCUGCUCCAGUGCUUCUUGCUGCUGAGCAGCACCCAUCUAUUUUUCAUCAACUUACUUUCUGAUGUAGCACAGUUGUGAGCAGACAUAUUUAGGGCAAAUGUAACAUCUAUUCCCAUUAGUUUCCAAUGAGCUCGUUCUCUAUAUAGUGCACUUCCUAUCAUCAUUCACCCUCCCCAAAAAUACUGCAACCACUCAGAAUUUCUCUUGCAAAGGAAAGAAAAGUUGAAUUUGGUUUGAAAAAAAAAAGUCACCCCACAUGAUAUAGUUUCUCUGCCAUGUUUUCUCAUUUGGAAAUAUUCCUAACAAAUAAAUUAUAAUUU